Messenger RNA from Carassius carassius (crucian carp), 1298 nucleotides. RefSeq names its product ring finger protein 24 (gene rnf24). The coding region runs from base 400 to 873 and encodes 157 amino acids. Gene Ontology annotation, molecular function: zinc ion binding; ubiquitin protein ligase activity. Gene Ontology annotation, cellular component: endomembrane system. The transcript is spliced from 7 exons. NCBI's taxonomy places the organism in Eukaryota, Metazoa, Chordata, Actinopteri, Cypriniformes, Cyprinidae. The record is from RefSeq and is a predicted model, not a curated record.
UCUCGUCGUGAGCUACGUGCAGAGUUCAGAUUUACCACCAAAUAUCUCAAUUGACCAUCCCGUGAAUACGCAUUAAGAGCGCGCACAUCUCACUAUUCUCAAGCGAACUGGAGAGCGAAUUUUCUUUCUGUUUUACGAGCAUCAAUGAACGUACAGCCUGCGAUGCUUGUGUUUAUACGAUUAUUGAUUUGUUAAUAAUGCGUACGGAUUCGUGCACACUUACCCAGGCUUGAUUUGAUUUAUUUAUCGUCGGUUAGAAGAAAGUAGAAGGUGUGUUAUAUUGCGGAGGCACAGAAUUUGAGCUCUUUCAUCUGCUUGGGUUUGUGAUCGAGCAGGAGGGAGGAGUGGCGAAGAAACGGCUGGCUCCUGAAUUCUGAAUCCUGCCUAAAAUCCACAAAGAUGAUAUAUCUGCCAGUGUUAUCCAUGACCUCAGAUUUACAGCAUUACAGUUUCAGGAUGCCAAAUAUAGGGUUCCAGAACCUUCCCCUGAAUAUCUACAUCGUGGUCUUCGGGACGGCCAUUUUCGUCUUCAUCCUCAGCCUACUCUUCUGCUGUUACCUGAUUCGGUUACGGCACCAGGCACACAAAGAGCUCUAUGCAUACAAGCAGGUUAUUCAGAAGGAAAAGGUCAAAGAAUUAAACUUGCAUGAGAUUUGUGCGGUGUGUUUGGAGGAAUUCAAGCAGAAAGAUGAGCUGGGAAUCUGCCCGUGUAAACAUGCCUUUCACAGAAAGUGCCUUAUUAAAUGGCUGGAGGUGAGGAAGGUAUGCCCGCUGUGCAACAUGCCCGUCUUGCAGCUGGCGCAGCAGCAGAGCAUGUCCGAAUCUGUGCCCCCAACGCAGCAGCCUCUGCCCGGAGUGGAGAACCUGGUGUAGCCCCUCAUUUUUUCUCCUAAAAAUGUGACCACCACUACCUUCACACUCCCUCAUGUACAGGUACACGCUCUCAUCCAAGGACAGAGCACAGGAUUUGUGCCCGGAGCCACGGUGACCUGUGACCUGCAUAUGUUCAUGUCCUGCCUUGGUGGCUUUACAAAGGAUUAUUAUCUUUUUCCAAUUUACAAUAAUAGAUGAUUUACUCAAUCUAUCUUAUUUUGGUUUAGUUUUUUUUUUUCCUGUGGGACAAUGACGAAGAAUUGAGUUUACUUGGCCAAGCCAUGAUUAAAGUAACUGUUCCACACCAAAGCACUUUUUUUAGGACACCAGUGAGAGGCAAAUAAAAGACAAGGACUAAAAAAAUAACAUUAAAAAUACAUUUAAAAAAAAGACAGAAACAACUUUUUUAACUAAAGUUUUUUUUU